AUGGGUGGACUCAUGUACAACCUACUCUUCAUAGCCCAAAUGGUUGCACAUAUUUCGAUUCUACUCGAAUCGUUCUUUAUGGACUCCAAACGGGAGGAAACAACAAAGAUUUACAAGGAGUUUGAAAAGCGUUUCAAUAAAGAAUUUGGUCGUAAGCACGCCUAUAGCGAUUUCAGUAGUGAGAGUUGCCUUUCAUCAAUACUCAGCGUGCUUAUUAUAAUGGUUAAUGUUUCGUUUAAAAUAUACUCGUUUUAUAUAUAUCGGUUGACGCUGAAGAAUACCUUAUUUGUUUGGCAUACCUUACCGAAUGCCUUGGCGGUGCAAUUUCGCAUUUUAGAACUUAUAUUAUCCACAACGGUGCUGAAUGAAUAUGCCAUUAUAUUGUGUAGCAAACUCAAUGAAAUGGGUGAACGAAAUAUAAGUCGUGUCUUUGGCCACUAUCUACGCGGUUUGCCAGUGUCCAAGGGAUGUAUUAUACGUGUUAUGCCACAGACAUUGCGGCCCAGCGAGGAAGCUGAUGAGCAGAAGUUGCGCGUGUAUAAAAAAUUUUAUGGCGAUAUUUAUAAUAUGUUUAAGAUAAUCAAUGAGAGUCACGGUUGGUCCCUGUUGGCGUUUAUGAUAAUGUAUUUCAUAUAUUUUACUAUAAACUCCUAUUGGGUAAUAUUUUCGCUAAUUGCACGAUUGAGAGAGCAUGAUACGCUCAUUAGAAAUCUAGGGUUUCUGGUGGUUGUAGUGACAUUGCUCUGGAUCUUGUGUUGGCAAAGUCAAAACAGUCAGGAACAGAGUCGCCAGAUCGGCUGUAUUAUGUUCAAACUCGUGAAACCACUGGGUAAUAAGAGCUACAACGAUUUGGUUACUGAUUUUUCAUUGCAAACUUUACAUCAACAAUAUAUAAUUACCGCAAAAGAAUUCUUCAAUUUGAAUUUAACUCUUUUGGGCAGUAUGGUUGCGUCCAUCGUCACAUAUCUGGUCAUACUUAUUCAGUUUAUGUUCGCCGAGAAGAAUAAAGCGGAUCGGAAUGCGAUACUGAGCAGCAUUGCGAAUAAUGAGAACUACACAGCAACCGGGAACAACUGA
Molecule: messenger RNA, 1077 nt
Organism: Bactrocera tryoni
Lineage: Eukaryota; Metazoa; Arthropoda; Insecta; Diptera; Tephritidae
Product: gustatory receptor 23a-like
Exons: 3
Coding region: 1-1077 (358 amino acids)
Biological process (GO): sensory perception of taste
Cellular component (GO): axon; neuronal cell body; membrane
Source: RefSeq, a predicted model, not a curated record